AUGGAUUAUCUCCUGGCCAGGCUCUUGGAGCUCGAAGCCAUACCCCUGAGAGGGGUUAGGGCAUUCGUCUCUAACUGGGCUUCGGCCAUGGUAUCCAAUGACGCGGGGGUUGAAGGCAGCGGGAGUCCAGCGGCUGCUCAGGCACCCUUGGACUUCGCAAGGGCGAUCUUAAGCAUGGUGCUUCAUGCAGGGCUGGUACAUGGGAUGCCCAUUCGGCCUCUGCUUUGGUUAGCGAGUGCUCUCGCGGUCAUAUCUACUAAGAGGAAGUACCGGUUGGUGCGUAGCAUCGAGCUGGGCAACGAUCGCGACUACUUCGACGCCCUAUUUGAAGCCCUCAUUGCUGACACUGCUAUGGGGGGCGCAGGCUCGGCCACAAAUCGUUCACCUUCCAUCGCAGGAGCAGUAAGUCCCACUGGCGAUGGAGAACCAUCGUCCACGGCUUCGCACUCCCGAAGGCAGGCUCCUCUGAACGUGUUCAAACUCCCACUUGAAUAUACAGAAUUCGAAGGUCCGACGUCGGCCACACCCUACUCUGCCUUCAAGGGUGGUGUGCAGACGUCAAUCAGGUUCUAUGGUAUCGAUAACGAGCGAGACUGCAUGCUCUUCCUCUUCCGGCACAUCGGGAAGAGCUUGAGGUCCGAACUUAUCACACAUCUUGGGACAGCCCAACCGGCUCCGUCUGCUGUGUGGGGGUACCUCGACUCUCGGUUUCUCGAAACUGAUACAUCGGAGAAGGCCAGCGAACGCUGGGAGAGUCUCAAACAGAAUACUGGCGAGAAGGUUGAUGAAUAUUAUGCCCGCAUUAAGAGUGAAUGGUUGCUCUUCUCUCGUGUGUCCGGCGUCACCUUACCCUUGCCAUUUGUCUCUACCAAGUUCGUUGGGGGACUGCUCCCUGAGAUAAAGGCACCUCUAGAAACCAGCUGUGGACAUCUGCUGUCUAAGCUGCCCUUAGAGGAGGCUCGGGACGCGGCCCUAUACCAUGAAUGA
Molecule: messenger RNA, 987 nt
Organism: Perkinsus marinus ATCC 50983
Lineage: Eukaryota; Perkinsozoa; Perkinsida; Perkinsidae
Exons: 1
Coding region: 1-987 (328 amino acids)
Source: RefSeq, a predicted model, not a curated record